ACAAAGUUAUGAAUUAAUAAAAAACAAAAGUAGCAACAAGAGAUGACAUACUUAAAUAUUUAUAAAAUUGUGCUCAAAAUAGAAAAUCAAGAGUUGUUGCAAUGUACAAUUCACAAUUGGAUAUGUUAAUCGAAGGUAAAAUUUCUAAAUAUAUUCGUAGGUAAUGAUUAAGAUCUAAUGGUAUUUCCAAUAGAUGAUAGACUUGCCAAUAGAGCACAUGGAGCUAUGGAAACUGGCAAUGUUAAAAACUAUAGAAUCAGUUCACUAGAUUUUCAUAUGAAUAGACUAUUCAGAUCUGCUGAAAUUAUUGGAUUAAAGAUUGAUCUAACAAAAGAAUAAAUCAAAGGUACUACUAUCAUAAAUUAUAGAUAAAAUACAUGAGAUGGCCUUUUUAGCUUAUAAGAUUUUGGAGAGAGAAAAUCAUCCAAAUAUAUAAGAAUAAAUUUUAGUUCUGAAAAUAUGGGUUUCCACUGGAAUUGGAGACUUUGAUAUAUAUGGAUGUGUAAUAAGAAUUUUAUCUUUAGAAUAAAGAAUCAAUAGUUUAUGCUGCUCUAUAUAUUAAUGGAAAUGUUAAUGAUGAUUCAGAUAAAGGAGUUAAAGAAUAUAUUCAUUUGGACAUGUGGACUUAACCUAAUUAUUUUUCGAAUGCUAAAACAGUCAAUUAUUUAGAAUUAGCUACUAUGGCAGACUAUUCAAAAGUGAGAGGAGGAUAUUUUGGAAUUAAGGUUGAUCCUCAAGGAAAUUUGUUAGAAGGUGCCAUUUCUAAUGUUGCUUUCUUAACUAAAGAUAAUACAUUUGGUUAUCCACCUUUGAACAAAACUAUAAGAGGAAAUACUUUAAAUAAAGCUUUAAAAAUUGUUGAUAGUGAUUUAUUACCAAAAAAUGUUGUGAAAGAAGUUAAAGAAAUUGAAUUAAACAUUAAAAAUAUUGAUGAUAUAGUAGAAUUGUUUCAUUUAAGUAAUGAUCAUGUAAAUAAUCUGAAUAAUAUUAUUAGAUUAUUCCUAUUUUAAGUGUUAAUGAUUAAAACAUUGGAAAUGGUGAGAUUGGACCUAUAACUAAAUAUUUAUAGGAGAAAUUAGAGAUAGCAAGAUCCAGUGUGAAAUUAGACACUUCUGGAGAUUUAAUAAGAGGAUUUGAGGGAUAAUAAUGAGUAUAAUAUUAUUUGGUUAAUU
This is a messenger RNA of Paramecium sonneborni, 1172 nucleotides long. The record is from the annotation of a GenBank genome assembly. Lineage: Eukaryota; Ciliophora; Oligohymenophorea; Peniculida; Parameciidae.